Molecule: messenger RNA, 840 nt
Organism: Lithohypha guttulata
Lineage: Eukaryota; Fungi; Ascomycota; Eurotiomycetes; Chaetothyriales; Trichomeriaceae
Exons: 3
Coding region: 1-840 (279 amino acids)
Molecular function (GO): hydrolase activity
Source: RefSeq, a predicted model, not a curated record
AUGGCUCUAGGAUCUCAACCUCCUGAACCAGAAUGGAUGGCCCUCCCUUCCGGCUCCUGUUGUCUCAAGGGCCACAUCCACUCCGGUAAACCCCGAGGCUCCUUCGACUGGGUCGCCGACAUCGAGACCUACGUAUCACGACCGUCGCCUGAGAAAGCAAACGGACACAUCAUACUCUACUUCCCGGACGUUUUUGGCUUCUUUACGAAUGGAUUGUUGAUCAUGGAUGAGAUGGCGGAUGCUGGGUAUACGGUUAUUGGAGUAGAUUAUUUCAAGGGGGAACCGGUAUGGCUAGAGUACCUGGGGUAUAAGAAGCCAAAGCCAGAACUCAGCCUUGAGGCAUGGUUACCUAAGCACGUAAAGUUUGCGAACGAGAAUGUCCCUGGCUGGGUCGACGCUGUCAAGCAAAAGUACGGCAAGGCUGGUACGAAGUAUGCUUGUGUUGGCUACUGCUUCGGCGCCCCCUACGUAGCCAACUGCCUCGCCCCAACUCCCUCAGGCGCAAAUCCACCAUGCGAUGUCGGCGCCUUCGCACACCCAGCAUUCCUCAAAGAACACCACUUCACCAACCUCCAACGACCCUUGUUUCUCUCAUGUGCCGAGACAGAUUUCACUUUCAGCACGGACGCACGCAACAAAGCCAUCGAUAUACUAAGAGAAGCUAAGAAGCCGUAUCAUCUACAGCUCUUCUCGGGUGUCGAGCACGGGUUUGCCCUGAGGUGUAAUCUGGACGUGCCGUACGAGAGGUGGUGUAAGGAGCAGAGUCUGAAGGGGAUAGUUGACUAUUUCGAUGUGAACUUGGGUGUCACCGAUGAGAAAGUGAAGAAGGCCCAGAUAUGA